CAUACCAUAAGCUCACUUGGCCCUUCGGGCCAGGUGAGCUAAAAAGGGGUAUGAAAAGUCCCGCUGCAAAUGUCCAAAAGAAGACGAUGACAGAAAUGCCGCGUCUGAAAAUAUUCAUCCUUCUGCUGAAAGUGUGAAACCUGUCGUGAAACCUGUCAGACGAUCCCUUGGGACAUCAUUCGAGACGACUCCCCCGGAGUAUCAUGGCGAGGUUGAGAUUAUGAGCAUGUUGUUUGAAACAAUCUCUUGCAGAUUAAGUGAGUUAAUUAGAGGCUGAUUCCUUCUUCAAUCAUGAAAGAUAACUAUAUCUUAUCCAAGUGGGAAAAAACUGAAUUAGUUGUUCAUGAAAAUUACAAGAAAAUAUGCAAGGCUAUUUUCAAGUCUGAAAAUGUUGAAAAGUCUACAUUAGAUAUACUUGUGAAGUCACACCCAGGGGAUGUUGUUAAUGCAGCAACAAAGGUGAUCUCAAUGGAGUCGAAAGACUUGUGCAAGCGCUACUCUGGAUCUGUUCUUCAAAAAAAAGACAACAGAGAUCUGAUGACAUUUACAUGGAAUGAUUUUCACAAGGAACUGGAAAUCCGUGCUCCCAACAUUUUGAAAGUGGUGUCAUCGAUUGUAAGUGACAUUCCUGUUCCUCCAAAGGAAAAGAAAUUUAUGCAUAUUUUGCACACAGUAGCAUCUGGACUGCAUGGGAGAAACAAUGAAAUGUCAGGUCUUCAUUAUGGCAUUGCUAUGAUAUUACUUCAUGGAGGAUGCACACUGAGGGACAUUGAGAGACUGCAAGAUGGGGCUUUGUGUUUAUUCAAGUACAGUCCAUAACAAACUUGCCUCAUGGAAGGAGAACUUGGACGAAGAAGUAAUGAAGCUAAAUAAUGACUGGGAACAAGGGAGCGAGACGAAAUACCAGCUAGUGGGUGACAACUGGGACAAUAAUAUUUUGCCAUCUUACAGGACUUCACAGCAGAAGACGACAUCACUACAUCUAUUCAACGUCAUAGUUGUUGUUGAUAGAAUUCCAGCAAUAUCUGCGAAUUUGGAUGAUGAAAAUGGUGGAUCAAUGAAUGAUGACUUAGAUGUUGUGAACUUCAUUCCAUCAGUUCUCGACAAGACAAGUUGAUGGAUGAACUAGUUUUCCUUGUAGCAACAGCUGUAAUAGAAAACAUCCCACAGCUGAAAAAAAUAUUCAAGUUUUAUCCCAAACACUUUGACCACAAGAAUAGUCACCAUGCAGGAACCAAGACAAAACAGUUCCCACUAGGCUUGUUUGAUUGUAAUGAGACGAAGACAACAGAACUAAUAAAACUACUAAAGGAACUUCAAGCCAAGUAUGUUCCCUGCAAUGAUGAACAGAUUGUUGAACCAGUUUUCUUUGGAGGGGAUCGCUUAACAGAUGAAAGGUUUCAGGCUGCUCAACUGGCAAUGCUUAAUGGAGGGACGUCUGCUGAAAGACUGGAAGGCUUUAUUUCGAAAAUAGAGGAUUUUCACAGGCUUAUGAAUUUUUUGGAGGCCAUCUGCAAACUGACCUAUAGCACUGAAUCAGGAAGGGAUCGGGUAUCGGCCUAUUACUUCCGAAAUGUGCUAAAUGCCAGAAAUGUCAAAGGAGAUGUCCGGAAUCAUUACAGAGCCUAUAAACUACUGUACUACACAAUUUUAGAUGCUAUGUGUUGUCUGUCAUUUCUCAAUGAAUUUGGACUGAGUGAUUUUGAAGAAGUAAUCCAGUUCCCCGAAAACUUUGCACUUUAUUCUGAAAACGAAAAGAUUUCCUGGAUGAAUGAAAUUUGUAGAUCACUAUUAAGGAAGCAUUUCUUUGAUUCAGACACCGACAUUUUCAGACAACUCAGAGAGAUAUUAGCAGACCCAAGUCAUCCUGAAAACUAUUGGACAUCACAUUUGGAGGACGGUCGCGUGAAAUGUCACUUUUGUGACAAGACAUAUGCAUAUGUCGGAUCACUCAAAGUUCACGAAGAGAAAAUUCACAAUGCAGAAAUUCCACAGACCAAAGCAAAAAGCAAAUCACAAACAGAUGAGGAUCAAUUCCGAAACUACUGUCUACUGCUCGUCAAGCUUGCAUUGCUACACAAAAAUCUUGAUACUGCUGUUGAUAUGGCAGAUGGAGAACGUUCAGUACGGUCAGCAAAAUACGAAUUACCUAUCUAUAACAUAACAAACAAAACAAAGUAUGCUAUUGGAUCGAUUCAUCUAAUUUCACUUACUGAAAGCACUUGCAUUUUGAACAAAGACCAAAAAGACAGACUAACAGCAAACAGAUUCAUUAACUUGCAAGGAGGGAAGAACAACAACAUGGCACUGGACGAGUAUGUGGAGUUGUUAAACAGAGAAAGCAAAGACAUGUUGUCAGGUUUUCAGACGAAAGAAAGUAUUCUGGCACAUUCCAAAGAGUUCCCUCACAUCAUCAAUUAUGUUCAGCAUUAUGAUGAUUUCUGUGCUGUGUCAAAACGUAAAGGGUUUCAUCACCUUCCCUCUUACAGUGAAGAUGUCAGGAAAGUUGCUGUGGAAUUAGCAGACACUGGUGCAUUUUCUUGUGAACGUGGAAGACAGCUUCGGUGUAAAGCACUUUCAGCAGAUGAAAGAUUUUAUGACAGUAGCUUUCGAGGUCUUGGAACACUCAUUCAUAGACACAAGCCAAUAGUUGCCUACCACAGACUGCGUAACAAACGAAUAUGAGCAGUACCAUUUCACACAUGCAGUUCCAGUACUGAAGAUCAAAUAAGCUAUUGCAUUGGACCCCCCUGAAUGUACAG
Molecule: messenger RNA, 2762 nt
Organism: Mizuhopecten yessoensis (Yesso scallop)
Lineage: Eukaryota; Metazoa; Mollusca; Bivalvia; Pectinida; Pectinidae
Exons: 8
Coding region: 1117-2685 (522 amino acids)
Source: RefSeq, a predicted model, not a curated record